AUGACCAACUUUGCCAAAGUAAUAACAAUAACACUCCUGUGUGCUUCUGCCGCACAAGGAAAACUGGCCGACCGAUCCCGGGUCGUCAAGGCACGCCACGAAGCCGGUGUUAUAGAUAAAUAUCACGACAAUGAGAUUCCCAUUGAGGGACAAAGCUAUAGAGUCAACCGGGUUACCGGUGGCGUCCCAGAAAAGACCUUUUCGGCGGCCAACAAGAAGAAGAAUCGUCGCCGUGCCAAAGAAAAGAAGGCGCCUUGGAAGAAUCUACAAGGAGCCUUGGGUGAUCCUCAGAUGUUCUCCACUGCGGAAGCUCAACUGAAUCGCCAGGAUGCUCUGGAAAAGCAGGGUGAUCGUAAAUUGUCUUCUCAAUUGACGGGAUGUUGUUAUAAUUACGAAGGCUACUCAGCUUCGGACCUGUGUGCCACCUAUGGCCAAGAUUGUGAGUCUGGUGAAACGCCAUCUCACGAUUCCGGAGAUGAUGGUUGCGAACAAGAAGGUCUUUCGUUUAUUGGAGUUUCCUUUUCUGUCAAUACAGCACAAGGAAACCCUUACUCGUACCAAUUAAAUGAUCAAUUUCCUAUGGAAAACAUUAUCGAUCGAGACUAUGAAUUUGUCAUGAGUAUGGAUGAAGAUGGAUGGCUUGUUGGUGGGGGAUACAAGACAUUUGAUCCUUCUGGAAAGAUGCCUUACAUUGACUCUUCGCACACGGAAUUGCUUCGUAUUGGUAAUCUGAACCCCGAUGCUGGAGGUACAUCCAUCGAUCAAGUUUACGGCGCCAUGGACAGUGUCACUUUUGCCCCUUUCUCCAUCUUUCCUGAAUAUCUAAAAGGUGGCGGUGGCCAUGGUUCUGGAGAUAAUGAUGAUGGCACUGUGCCAUCCGGGGAUAUCACUUUGGUGGUUUCUGUGGUGGAAACAUAUGAAGACAACGAUUCAUACUCUGCUUACGAAUAUUUCCUGGAUAACUUGUUUGAUGCUUUGGACAGUUAUGGUGGAGGUCCAUGUAUGGACGAUCACGAUACCGAUCCUCACGUUUCCAUGUCUCGUGGUGUCAAGUUUUGGUCUUCCUAUCACUCGCAAGAGUAUGCCUACCAAGCCAACUUGGAGGUUGCUGUUUGGCAAGCCAUGUACCCAUAUGGUGUUCCCAUUGGAUCUGGUGGUAGUGCAUCCUUUCCUCCAGGUGGCGGUGGUUCCAAACAAUAUGUUGGAUACGGUAACUUGUACUUUUUCUUUGAUCGUGCAAACAUUACCAAGGCAUUCAAUCCAAACCGUGACUUGUCCGACAAUGAAAGCUAUUAUGCUACCUUGUACAUGACCACCGAUGUCUCGAGCUUUUAUUCCAGUACUACAUCCAUUGGAUUUGACUAUCAGGGCUCUGGCGAUGGGAAUGGAAACUCUUGGGAACACAACCCCUACUCGUGGAGCGCAACUAUGGCCAUGCACGACAUGACUGACGGUUGGGACUUGCCUCCUAACUGUCUGCAAGAAGGUGAAACCUUUUUUGGUAUUCCACUCUCGCGUGCAUCUGAAUCAAAAAUGCAAAGUACCUCCUCGUUCCAAGAACAGUUUGACUUUGAGUAUUUGACCGAUCGUAACGGUACCUACAUUACAAGUUUCGGAACAAACCACGGUUGGUUGGUUGGAGAGGAACUUGGUAAUGCUGUCGGGUCCAUUGUCGACAAGGAUACCUCGCACAUUCCUAUUUUUUACACUGGUACCACCAACCCUGAUAUGGGAGGAAUGUCGCUACCUGAUAUUAUCAAGGUUGUGCAGCACAUUGAUUUCGGUACUCUUUACAUCAAACCAGCAUUUGUCUUUAUUGAUGAAGAUGGACACGCAAAGCUUCAAUUUGAGGUCGAUACCUCUUCUGCUCUUGCCUAUCUAUAUGAUACUUUGUGUAAGGAACUUGGAAUUGCAUGGAACUACGAUUCGCCUUCCAAUUCCCAAGGAUCCUACACCAACUGUGCCAUGCACGCCGCAGGAGAUAGAGCUUCCUAUGGUUGCGGACCUGAUGGUUCCAACGUUGGUGGAUACUGUCCUCAGAUGACUCUUGCCUAUGCCCCACGAUUUACCUCGGAAGACGCUGCUGCCGCCUAUCUUGACAAAUGCAACAACUAUGUUGAUUAUUGGAGAUCGCUGUACCCAUCUGGUGUUGCUGUCGGAACUUCCAGCUUUUGUCCCAAUGGUGGCUGUUUGGCUCUUUUCCUCAAUCGUCUUGAUGUGUACGAAGUGUUCAAGCCUGAUUUGGGAGGAUCAUGGGUCGAAUAUGGUGGAGCUUCCAUGCCUCCUACCUACUCACCUGCACCAACUUGGAAGGGAGGUUGCGAUGAACCACACAACUUUCACUUGGACAAGUGUUUCCGUAAGAAGCACAAGGCUAAGGCUUCUGCCGUUGCUUGGGACUCGCUCGGUAAUGUCGGUCAAUUCUCCGUGAUGCUGGUUCUCUUUAUGGCCAUUACUCUAUCUAUUUCGAUCUUUUUGGCACGAGCAAGGAAAAAGAGGAGGCGGGGAGAAAGUUAUCUCGGAUUCUUCUUUCGCGACUUGACCAGAAAGAAGCGAAAAAAGAGAAGACGCCGUGUUGCAGCUGGAAUGGACAAUCCCAUGCUCGACAGGAGUUCUUCUCACGGUCGUCGCCGAUCGAAAUCUCGAAGUCGAUCAAAGAGCAAGACUCGUUCAGGAACUUCACGAACGCGAUCUGGCAGCCGAAGUCGGCGCCGUAGCUCCUCUCGAGCACGAGAUGGAAGCGCAUCUCGCGGGCGAUCAGCAGCGGCCGCACCAGGUGCACCAGAGGCUGCUCGAGCAGGAGUAUUUGACCUUUCGAAUCAAGAGGAUGACAGCCGACAACAGCUGGUAUAA
Cylindrotheca closterium is the source of this 2853-nucleotide messenger RNA. The record is from the annotation of a GenBank genome assembly. NCBI's taxonomy places the organism in Eukaryota, Bacillariophyta, Bacillariophyceae, Bacillariales, Bacillariaceae.